UCGGCAGUCUGUGUGCACAGGGGCUGAAGCCAGACACAGAGAUACACAAUAAAGCAGCCGGAAGAGAAAGCAGAGACUGGUUCCGGGGGUCACAGGACUGCAUUCCACUUCCUCCUGCAGGCACAUGAAGGCUCUCUGGUCCCUGGAGAAUGCACCAAGGAUGAGGACAGCGUAACCAUGGCGGGCAUCGAGUGGUUUUAUACCAAGUCAAAGGUCCCGAUUUGUUUAGCAAUAACUGACAGCUGUCACUUUCUGAACAAACUGAAGGAUGGCGGCAUCCUGUCUGAAGAAGAGGCCUUGGAGUUGCAGGGAGACACUAGGAAAGACCAUCGCGUGGUGUACGAAUGUCUGUGCUGGAUAGAGGAGAAGGACAUCAGUGCACAAAAUUUCCUCGAGUUCUUGUUCCAAAAAUCCUUCCUUAAAAAGUAUCCAGAUCUAAAGCCUGUUUAUGCAGAAUACAAAGCGGGAAAAUACCACCAUGGCAUUCACAGUAUGGGGGACGAGGACAAAGACCUGCUGAUAUUUGCUCAGGACAAAGUUCGGAUCUGUUUAACGAUCACAAAUCGUUUUCCUUUCCUGCAUGGAUUGCAAGAUCUAACAAUUCUCUCAGAAUCCGAGUCUCUAAAACUGCAGGCAGAUGAGAGGCCUGUCUCUCGUGUCAUAUAUGAAUCUUUGUCAUUAAUAGAGAAGAAGGACAUGAAAUUAAAUAUAGUGUUUGAGUACAUAUUCCAGCCCUGUUACCUGAAGCUGUAUCCUGGCCUACAGGACGUAUUACAAGACUACCAAUCCAGAGUCCGAGCAAUGUCUACACACUCCAUUCAGCAGCAAAACUGUAGUUACACCAGGAUCCAGUUUGGGGCCACAGCAUUCAGUAGUACCCUGGAUGAAAAUGGAGUGCGUGAAUCAAGCACGCUAUUUAAUGGAGGACUAUACCCAAUGUUCAGCAUUGCCACUGAUAUAGUUGAUGUUUUUGAUCACAAUAAAACCUAUAUAUGUGAAGCUGUAAAUGAGCGAUUUCCUUUUCUACACGGAUUACAUGAUUUUAAGCUGCUUUCUUACCUACAGCUGUUGAAGCUUCAAGCUGACAAGAGGUCCACCAUAGAGGUGCUAUAUGAAGCUCUGAGUCAAAUCCGGACAAUACAUGACCUUGAAAGCUUAUUUGCCUAUGUGUUUCAAGAAUUCUACCUCAAGCGCUACCCUGGACUCCAUAUAAUCUUGAGAUGUAUAAAUGCAGCAUUGACACUAGACAUCUGUCCACCUUAUCCAGUAUCCUGUACAGAGAAAAGCACUGAAAUCCCCAAUUUAACUCUUGCAGUGAUAGUAAAUGAUGAAAAUAUUAAAAUAUCUGAGGAGUCCUCCAGGAUGCUUUCAACAGUGUUGUAUGAAGAUGACACCCGAGACGUCCAGGAGAAGGAAGCCAGUGAAUCUGCAAAUGUGGCCAUACAGGAGAACUCCAGUGAACCUAUCCUAGUGGCCGUAAAAAAUGAAAUGACAGAACUACCUGAGCAGAACGCCAGUGAACCUUCCCCAGUAUUGUAUGAAGAUGAAACCAGAGAUGCCCAAGAGCAGGGUCUCAAUGAGUCACAUAAAGAUGAAACCAGAGAAGUCCAGGAGCAGGAUUCGAGGGAAUCUUCGUCAGAUUCAGACAACACCUUGCCACCGUCUGUCAGAAAAUGCAGAAUGCAGCCUAUUAGUUAUUCUGAACCACCAGAUCUCGACUGGGAAGUUAAUAACAGAAUACAGAAGCACAAAGCUCCAGAAAGCCCAAAAUGGCACAAGUACAGAAAAAGAAAAUUCCACAAAACCAACAGCCAUGCUUUUAUAAAGAGCAUAUUGGAAGAGAGGCCUGAUCCAGCACAAGCUCCAGAAAGCCCAAAAUGGCACAAGCUCAGAAAAAGAAAAUUCCACAAAACCAACAGCCAUGCUUUUAUAAAGAGCAGAUUGGAAGAGAGGCCUGAUCCAUCACAAGUGACGAGACCCGUUUCUGUAAUGCUGGAGUUCCCCAAGCAAGUUUUCAAUGACAAAUUUAAAGUGCGAUGUGGCACCAAGACUGGUAUAUUCAUGAAGUCACACUGGACUGGAGACUCGAGAAAUAGCCUGUGCAUUUGUUCUGAAGGCAAGAGAUUUUCUGUAAUAACCUUUGAGAAAUAUGGAGGAAAAGAAUUAAGCAAAAACUGGAAGAAAAGUAUUCAUUGUGAGAAGAUCAAAUUGGAAGAUUUAAUGGAGGCUGGAAUCCUGAAACCUGCCAAGUGGACCAGAGGACUCGCUGGCUCAUCGGAUUGGAUUGUCACCAUCUACAAUAAUAAAGGUUCCCCGGAGCUCUUCCAAGCACUUGUCUAAAGAUCUCCAAACAAGGAGCUGUAAAGCCUAUGGGACCACACAACUACCUUAUGUCACUGGAAGAUCUCUAGGGUCCAGGUGCGACUUCUACCUCUGCACUCACAAGAACUACACCCUUGGCCCCACACCAAAUGGAUCUUCUGAUAAGUGUUAUACGCCUGGAGGAACGCCAUAAAGCAUCAUUUAAUGCAGACGUAAUAUGCUGCUGCCACCUGCUGGUAACAAGGCUAAGCACAGAUGGGACAUUUGCAGUACUGUAUAAUACUGAUUGCAUAUAAUAGAAUUUGCUAUGAUCCAAAAUGCACAGUGAUAAGGUAGAAGUGACAAGACUUCUCAAAGGUCUUCAUGAUGGGUUCUCAGCAACCCCACAAUACAGAUGUUGCAGUAAAUUAUAUGAUUGAUGUUAUAAACACCAUAGCCAGUGUUUAGUGACCUAAAGGCUUAACAUAAAGGGAGUGUUCCAUUAAAUAUAAUAUACUGCAGCAUUAAUCAUCUGGAAUAUUUCCAAGUAUACUAGAUAAAUCUUUAUAGCACUGUUUCUCCAGUGCAAAGCACUAGUUUGCUGUUCCCCACAAAAAUUUUAAAAUGUCAGCUUCCUGUAACCAUUACUAGAGGGUGGUCUGUAUACAGCUUAUUUUCAUGCAUACAGAUUGCCCUCUAGCGGUGGCAAAAGGAAGAUUUUAUUUUUUUAUUUUUUUCAUUAUGUGUUGGAAUAAAGAAUUGUGUAUAUAUACUGUAAAUAGUGUAAGAGAAGUGGUGUAGCAAGUUUUUGUACCAUUUAUCAGCUGAAACCUCUAAGUAUCUGCUAUGGUGACCCUACAGAACUGCUUGAUGUCUAACAUGUAAUACAUAGAUAUAUGGUCAUUACUAGUGUUGAGCGAAUGGGGUUCGGGCUGCUCUAUCUGAACCCGAUUAGUUUCAAGCCUUUGAUUAUAAUAUGCGCUCUUUACUGAGGUAAAAUGUAUGGAGGCCUUCUUCUAGCCACAAGUAACGUGAGACUUGCUUAGUCUCGAGCCUGCGACAUUACAGUUCGGCAGAGGCGGCUCUAGACUUUGUGAGGCCUUAGGCGAAACUCAAACAUGAGGCCCCCACGAAGAUUGUUGAGAUGCUCAUGAUCUCCCAUACGGCGCCCCGGCUCAGUCCUCAAGAAAUAAGCUGUGUCAACCACUGCACGGAGCGGUGGUGUGGUCAACACUCCCCCUCCAUGUAUCUCUAUGGAAUACUUGGAGAUACACAAGUAUGUGUGUGUGUAUAUAUAUAUAUAUAUAUAUGAGCUCACACAUACAUCAACACACACAUACAUAAUAAAUAAUAAUAGGAAAUAUACAUAUACAUACAUACAUACAUACACACAUGCACAUGCAUAGACAUGAUGAAUGAUAAAUGAACAUUGUAACCAUAUAUAGCAAAUAGGGGAAUUUGAUAGUUGCAUGAUCCAGACAUUUGAAUAAGUAAGGAUUUAUAUCAAAUUUAGAGACUGGUCCCAUACUGGCUCAAGUUUUAGAAGAAUGAAUGAAUAAAUAAUGAAUUAAUUGAAUUCAUGGGGAACAUAUAUCAAUGGUAUGGACAAAGAUAAAAUGAAUUGGAGUGGAGUGGAAUAAUCUAUAAUGUUGAAGUAGCAUAGCAGGGAUGUGGGCCAAAAGCGGUUAUUGAUGUGGUGGCAUAAAGCACAAAUUACAAAGUGGAUAGGAGAUGUGGCUGCCGGUUUUACCUGUGGGGUCCGUGCAGGGGUUUGGCGCGCGGCCUUGCACACCUGCUGGAAGGCGCGCUCAGAAGAACAGGAGGGAGAGGGGCGGAGUCUGGGAUUGACAGCUGCUCGGUCCGUCGGACCGGAGCUGUCAUUGUGAACAGCGCAUGUGCCGAGCGCUGUGUUUGAUGCUGGCUCCCUGAACAGAAAUCGCUCACAGGGAGAAUGUCAUGCAUAGUGAUAGCUGGAUUGGGGAAAUGAAUGCAGGGGAAUGGUGUGGGGGUGAACGGAGACUAAAAGGAUGGUAAAAUUAUAUUAUAUGGCUGGUAGAAUAAGGCAGAUAUAAACUAGAUGAUAGGGGAAAGGCGUGAUAUAAAAUUUAUACACCCAAAAGACUAAUGGUGUAAGCACAAUUGGAAUGGGGGAGCGUUGAUGUUGACCUGGUAAGAUGGUGACAGGUGGAAGGAGGGAAAAGGGGAAGAAUUAGAGGGGAGAAGGGAAACAACAAAAUGAAACUAGUAAGAGGAUGGGCCAGAAUGAGUGGUGGGGGGAAGACUAUGGUGGCGGGGGGGCUGUGUACUAUUGUGGGGAGGGGGAAGAACCUAUGUGAGGGGUGCAUCAACAAGAGAUGUAGGCAAAUUGGAUAGAUGGCAAGUGGCAGUAGGGACAAUUUGAUGGAGGAGACAUGUUAGGUGGUGUAUGAGGCAAUAGAGUGGUGGCUGAUCUGGGAGUGGGCUGGUGAGGGAAAGGACAUAACCCAGGACCAGUAGUUGGGAGAGGACUGGUCAGAAACAAUUGCUCUCCAGUGAUUUGUUUAGACCAUGAGGUUCUAUGGUUUGCAUCUUAAAAAUCCAAAACAUUUCUUUCCGUCUCAAUUUCUGAAACCGGUUCAAGUGGGUAGCUGGAAUUUGUUCAAUCUGAGUUAUGGAAAGGUUUGUUGGGUCUUUAUUAUGGACUUGGGAUACACCAUGUUUGGUGAAACCAUUUAUUAUGUUCCAGCGGUGUUUAUUGAUCCUUUCCCUCAAUGUUUGAGUGGUGCGGCCUAUGUAUUGUAGUCCGCAUGUACAUUCUAAUAGAUAGAUGACGUAGCUCGAGGAGCAGUUUAAAAAGGAUUUUAUCUCAAAUUGCUCUCCUGUAGAAUUACUUGAGAAUUUUGAGAUCCGAGAGGAAAUAUUCAAGCAACAUUUGCAACGGCAGUGUCCACAUUUAUAGCUUCCGAGUAGUUGGGGAAAAAAAGUGAUGGGGUUUGUUAUGUUCUUUUUGCAGUCUCGUAGUCUGCUUGGAGCGAUAAUAUUUUUAAGCGUUUGAGCCCUCCUGAAUGUUAAUUGAGGUUUUUGUUGGAUGUGUUUUUUUUAAAAAGGGAUCCGCCUGUAAGAUAUGCCAGUGUUUAUUAAGGGUAUUCCGCAGAGUAUUUUGAUUGGUAUUGUAUGUCGUAAUGAAAUUGGAUUUAAAAUUUUCUGUGGCCUUUGAGUCAUCUGGUUUGGUUGUACAUGAAGUGAGACACUCUGUUUGUUUGGGUGUGCUCCUCGGCUCGCUGAUAAGCUGCGUCUAUAAUUUCCCUGGGGUACCCUUUCUUUUGAAAUCUUCUUUUGAUGACUUGGCUUUGGUUUCUAAAAUCUUCAUCCUUUGUACAAUUUCUGCGUAUGCGCUUAAACUGACUAAAUGGAAUAUUAUUUUUCCAUUUUUUGUGAUGGGAACUCUGGUAAUCCAAAUAACUGUUACCGUCAACUUUAAAAAAAAAUGUUUUGGUCUCUAUAGUUUUUCCUUUUGAGGAUAUGACCAAAUCUAGGUACUCUAUGGCCACCUUUGAAUAGUUUCGCGGUAAAGGUGAGAUUAAAUGUAUUAUUAUUUAGGUGAGAUGUGAAGCUGGCAGCGUCUUCCAUAUUUCCCUCCCAAAUUAGUAGCAGAUUGUCAAUGUACCUCCUGUAGAAAAUCAAUUGCUUGUGCCAGGGGUGUUUAUUAUAGAUAUAUUGGGUCUCAAAUAGACCCAUAUACAAAUUUGCGUAACUUGGCGCGAAACGCGUGCCCAUCGCGGUCCCUUUUGUUUGCUUAAAUAUUUAGUUUUCCUUUUGGAUAGGGGAUUUAUUUUCCUAUCCCGGAGUACCCCUUUAAUAUGCAGUGACAUCACAGUAAAGGGUUAAU
Molecule: messenger RNA, 6169 nt
Organism: Bufo gargarizans (Asiatic toad)
Lineage: Eukaryota; Metazoa; Chordata; Amphibia; Anura; Bufonidae
Exons: 23
Coding region: 178-2340 (720 amino acids)
Biological process (GO): regulation of transcription by RNA polymerase II
Cellular component (GO): nucleus
Molecular function (GO): DNA binding; DNA-binding transcription factor activity, RNA polymerase II-specific
Source: RefSeq, a predicted model, not a curated record